Bipolaris zeicola 26-R-13 is the source of this 960-nucleotide messenger RNA. RefSeq lists its product as uncharacterized. Gene Ontology annotation, cellular component: cytoplasm; nucleus. Gene Ontology annotation, molecular function: ribonucleoside-diphosphate reductase inhibitor activity. The transcript has a single exon. The record is from RefSeq and is a predicted model, not a curated record. Bases 1 to 960 code for a protein of 319 amino acids. Lineage: Eukaryota; Fungi; Ascomycota; Dothideomycetes; Pleosporales; Pleosporaceae.
AUGCACCAUUGCUCUACACCACCUACACUCGCCCAACAACACCACCCCUGCAAGAAACAGUUCCAGCCUAGCAUCACAACCUAUUUUGAGGUGCGGGACGGCUUGCACAACGGAGACCACCUGCCGGGCCUAGAGCCAAUUACCCGUCUGCGACACCAAAACACACGGCCAAUUGCCCACCCCCGAGACCACCUUGCCUCCCACGGCCCUCCCCACGUCCAAGCAGACUUGCUGAGCGUGGGCAUGCGAGUACGCAAGAGCGUGCCCGAAGGCUACAAGACGCAUAAGAUGCUCUCCUCACCCUCGGACCGCUUCGCUAGGCCGAGGCCUCGCCCGGACAUCAAGCCCCCGCCAGAGGCCGUGCCCGACCACUACCAGCACCAGCGCGAGCUGCUGCCCUUUUGUGGCCUACACAACAUUGGCGGCUUCGCUGAACAACCCACCACAAACCCUCACCUCUACACGACUUCUCCAAACCGCCAGAGACCCACCAUUGCUUUUCCACUCACCGCCGACGCCUUCACCCAACCCUUCCCAGACCAAUCUGCCGCAGACAGCGGCUACGACUCCACCACAUCGCCCUCCUCGCAACGUCUGCACAACCCCUCAAAACGCUCCUGGCACGACGAAGACGAGCUAAGGCCACUCAACACAAACUUCCUCUUCAAUGGCCGCUCCUCGACAUCAAGAGGCGCCAACUUGGCCGUUGAGUUCGACGACGUCCCUGUCAGCCCAUUGAGUGAAACACCCACCCAAGGUAUAAAUUCACUACCCCCCGUACGACAGUUUGCGCAGCCCAGAUCCAGACGUACCACAAGGCGGACCAUUAGCGACGACGACAUUGACAUGGACUUUGAAAACGCCGCCCGGAUCGAGGGUCGCGUGGGCGCAGGCAGUAAUAGUGACUUCGAAGAAGCUGACUUUCUGGCCGACGAAGAGGUUCAUAUGAGUGGUGUUUGA